GAGUAGCUAUUCAUCCCUGGCUGAGUAGCUGGAUUGCUUAUCAAUAGCCCAGCCCAAACCAAACCGUACCAAUCUUACCAUCAACUGAUCGAUUCCCGAAGUUGCACCUGGCCGGCGACAGUUCCAUCACCACCCCGAGGUCCUUUGUACUUAUUCACUUUACCAAUACCCUGAAACGUACAAACAUAUUGAAGAAUUUGCCUUCCGGAGAUUCGACUUCCGAUAAUCCUGCCAAUUCCCGACUGUUUACACCGAUAUUCUCCCCCAAUAGAGGUUUACAAAUAACUGCUGCAUAAAAUGGCAGCCAUCUCUGGGUUAAUUAUAAAUUCUUCAGGUGUCAACAAUCCAACUGUAUGCAUAAGUCAUCCUAAGCUGCUAUAUCGGAAUCAUAAUCCUAGCAAGCGUGGAUUUAAUAAAUGUCGAGAUGGUUUCGGUCUGUUAACUACAAGGAUUCGUGGUGUUAGGAACCAAUAUCAUCUUCAACAGCAUUCUGGCAUGCAAUGUUUUGUAUCUGCAAGAGGAAAUUAUCAAAGCUCAAGCUUCAAUCGUGACUCUGAUAUAGGGCCUUUUUGGUUAAAUAUGAUGAAAGAAGCUAUUUGGACCAUUAGAAAUUUACUUGUAUUUCUCGUUGAACAGCCAAGCCAGCUGCAGUACAUAGAAUGGCCAAACUUUCAAAGCACGCUGAAGACUGCCACUCUAACUCUUGUUCUGGUCGCUCUGCUUAUCGUUGCACUUUCCUCAGUCGAUUCUGCGCUGUCUUAUUUGCUUGCCCUUCUUUUGCGGAGAAAGGCAUGAUCCACCACGAGUUAUGGUUCCUUUUAUGAAUUGACAUGCAUCUUGUGUAGAAGCUCGGACCCUUGCUUUCCAAGCAUGGAGAAUCCAAAGCCAUACUUAUGGCACAACUCUUCUUGCCCAGUAAUUAUAAGCUAAGUGAAAAGAAAUUGCUGGUCAAACAUAUCGACACAAGUUGUUGGACUCAUAACAUUUAUUCACUUUUUAUCUACACAUUAGGUAAGAUCUGUAGUUUACAAUAUGCAACAAAAGCUUUACCAAACAUGCACUAUGUAUGGAGUAUGGUCCAAUGCGACUUAUGGCAGGAGCUAUGGUUGGAAAUUAUGUACUUGGUUCAACC
This is a messenger RNA of Olea europaea var. sylvestris, 1132 nucleotides long. RefSeq lists its product as uncharacterized. The transcript has 6 exons. Gene Ontology annotation, cellular component: membrane. Gene Ontology annotation, biological process: protein targeting. The record is from RefSeq and is a predicted model, not a curated record. NCBI's taxonomy places the organism in Eukaryota, Viridiplantae, Streptophyta, Magnoliopsida, Lamiales, Oleaceae. Bases 298 to 795 code for a protein of 165 amino acids.